Fonsecaea erecta is the source of this 1431-nucleotide messenger RNA. RefSeq names its product allophanate hydrolase. NCBI's taxonomy places the organism in Eukaryota, Fungi, Ascomycota, Eurotiomycetes, Chaetothyriales, Herpotrichiellaceae. The coding region runs from base 1 to 1431 and encodes 476 amino acids. The record is from RefSeq and is a predicted model, not a curated record. The transcript has a single exon. Gene Ontology annotation, molecular function: catalytic activity.
AUGAGCAGCUCGUCUGUCUGCCCAGAAAUAUCGAGCCUCAAUGUCGUCGACCUCCGUGCGCACUACGCAUCACGAAGACUCUCUCCCGUGGAUGUCGUGCGGCACGUCUACGACAGAAUACGCUCCUACCAGGAACGUGACCCGGCCGUCUGGAUCCAUCUGAUCCCACAGUCCACGGCUGUGAUGCGUGCAGAGGAACUGGUGGCGACAUAUUACAGCUCUGACGACCGCCCUCUCCCGUCGCUGUUUGGCAUUCCGUUCUCUGUCAAAAACUCCAUCGACGUCAAGGGUCUCCCGACCACGCUGGCCUGUUCCACCUUCAGCUAUACACCCGAGGAAACCGCUCCCGUGGUGUCGAGAAUCCUAGCGGCUGGUGGGAUCCUCAUUGGCGCGACCAAUCUGGACCAAUUCGCGACGGGCCUGACAGGAGUGCGAUCUCCUUACGGCAUCCCUCGCUGCGUGUUUGAUGCCGAUUACGUGUCGGGCGGAAGCUCGUCAGGUUCGGCCGUGAGCGUCGCGGCAUCGCUGGUGUCGUUCACCGUCUGCACGGACACGGGAGGCAGCACCCGAGUCCCGGCAGCGUACAAUGGACUCGUCGGCCUCAAGCCCACACUGGGGACGAUUAGUACUGUCGGCCUGGUUCCCGCGUGCAAGAACAUCGACUGCGUCUGCAUGAUGGCCAGGACGAUGGACGAUGCCGAGCAGGUCUGGGAUGUGAUGAGGGCAUUUGACGAGCGUGACGUGUACGCCCGUCGAGAGCUGCCCGUGUGGAGUCCCUGGAAGGAUCCGAUCCGCUUUGCCAUUCCCCCUGAAGACCUGCUACAUGACAUGUCACCUGCCUAUGCGGAACUGUUCCAAAACGUUGUCACGGCUCUCCGUAGUCGCAGUGACUGGUGCGUCGAAGCUGAGGGAUUCGACUAUGCACCCUUCGGCGCGGCGAACCAGAUGCUGUACGACUCGUCGAUCGUGUCGCAGCGCCUGCUCGCGUUCGAAGGGUACAUCAAGACGUGGGGUCUCGAGCACCUGCACCCGGCGAUCCAGACCACGUUCCGCCAAGCCAUGGACAACCGGUUCAGCGCGGAGCGGGCGUACGACGACAUCUUCACACUAGCAGGCCACCGACGGCAGGCCGAGAUGCAGUUCCGGGACCACAUCGACGUGCUCGUCGUGCCCAGCACCAUCGACCACCCCACCGUGGCCCAGCUGGCCGAGGAGCCCAUGGCGCGCAACAAGGUUUUGGGUCGGUUCACCAACUUUGUCAAUCUGCUGGAUCUGGCCGCCGUCAGCGUGCCCGCGGGCUGGUGGCUGAACCCCGGGGGGAAGAAGAUGCCCUUUGGAGUCACGGUGGUGGGACAGGCCGGAAAGGACAGGGAGCUCAUGGCCUUUGGGCAGGAGGUCGUGCGGAUGAUGGCCGCCGCCACCGAAGUGUAG